This is a messenger RNA of Epithele typhae, 435 nucleotides long. Its product is annotated as thioredoxin-like protein. The coding region runs from base 1 to 435 and encodes 144 amino acids. The transcript has 4 exons. Lineage: Eukaryota; Fungi; Basidiomycota; Agaricomycetes; Polyporales; Epitheliaceae. The record is from RefSeq and is a predicted model, not a curated record.
AUGAGCAUUCAACACAUCUCGGAUGCCAAGCAGCUUGACGGCAUCUUGGCCAAGUCGAAGGACAAGUUGUCCCAAUACCCCGCUGCGAACUUCCUCAAGGUGGAUGUGGACCAGGCGCCAGAUGUGUCCGGGAGAUAUCGGGUGACCGCCAUGCCCACCUUCGUCUUCUUGAAGGGUACAUCUGAGGUGGAUAGGAUCCGGGGUGCGAACAAGGGUGCGCUCGAGGACGCCGUGAAGCGGCACUCGUCGGCAGGCAGUGGUUCCUCGGAGUCUUUCUCCGGACGCGGCCAUACUCUCGCAGGUGGUUCGUCAGGCAGGAGCGGGGCUGCAGGUGGAGAGACACCAGGGGCAGCUAUGUUCCAGGCCCUGGACCCGAAUAUGCAGACCCUGCUGUACCUGCUCGCUGGUUUCGGGGCAUUUUGGUACCUCAGCUAG